AUGGCGUCCCUGGAAAAGGAGCAGAAAGUGGACGUGGUCACAGCAAGGGAGUUGCAGCAUUUGACGAAAAAUAAGUACGAUUAUCCUGAAAGUGGAAGCAAAAAUGCUCAAUCCUUUCUAUGCCUUACUCUCGAUGCAAAUGUCCUUCAAGAUGUCGGCGACUACAUGCGUUUUGCUCAAAUCAUACCAUAUAUGUACAAUUUACCCAUAUUCCAUAAGAUAUUAGCUCCUAUUCUGACAGACGUAAUUAGCAAAAAAUCACUCGAACGAAAGGAUACUGUCUUUGCAACACUUCGGCAUGUUCGAACACUCGGUGGAAAGGGUUUAAAAGUAUUUUCUAAGCACAAAAAAUCUCAUUUCGAUCUGUGGCAUGAUCUUAUUGCACUGAAGCUUAACACACCAAUGGCUGUUGAAACGUGGAGGAACGGAGUUGCGAAAAAUAUUGGACCACGAUGUCAAGCAGGAAAACCAAAUGUAGCGAAGAAAUUCGCUUCAGCAUUUCUCCUUAAAUUUUCUGCAAAAACGCGAAUUAUCGCAACAAUAUUCAGUAGGGUGUUCCAUGUAGGUGCAAUGGCGAAGAAUCUGAGGAAAGUUGAUCUCUUUAAAGGAGGAAGAAGGGAUCGACACGAUUUUGCAAUAAUUAAGCAGCUGUAA
Strongylus vulgaris is the source of this 654-nucleotide messenger RNA. Lineage: Eukaryota; Metazoa; Nematoda; Chromadorea; Rhabditida; Strongylidae. The record is from the annotation of a GenBank genome assembly.